AUGUCCGUGGAAGCGUCCUCGGAAUUUACCGCGAGCGCCGCACCGUGUCCUCCCAGCGGCCAACACAGCUCCCGCAGCAAGCGCACCAGGAGCUCGGGAGGCUGCAGCCCGAGCGCCAGGAGCAUCGCUCACCGCCAAACCGACACAACCAAACCUCCCAACGCCGACCUCACCGCGCCCUGCAGCGAGCCGGCGCAGCGCAGUCCCGACUCGGUCCUGCACGACCUGAGUGGCGCUGCGUCGAUCGAGCCGCUCGAACUCCCCGCGGCCGACGAGCGGGCCGCGCCGGCCUCUUCGGUGGACGGCGGCCACAGCCGCGCGCCGACCGAGGCGGAGCGGGCGUCCCUCGAGUGCACGGUCUGCUACUCGUGGCUGCAGCCUCCCUUCAAGCGGUGCAGCAACGAGCACCCGAUCUGCGCCGCCUGCCGCCCCUCCUUUGAGAGCGAGGAGUGCCCCAUCUGCCGCGUCUCCAUCGAGCCCGGCGCGCUGCGCGACGACGAGCCCGCCGCCGCCCUCGCGGCGCAGAUCAGCCUGCCCUGCGCAAACGGCUGCAACAGCGCGGUGCCCUACCUGAGCCUGCGCGAGCACGAGGUCCGCUCCUGCCGGCUGGCGCCACUCCUCUGCCCCUUCCGCGAGGCCGUGCAGCUCGGGCCUGCCGGCUGGUCGACGGGCGGGCGGUGCGACUGCCGCGGCCUCGACCUCGGCGACGCGGACGGGCUGGCGGCCCACCUGCGGGAGGCGCACGGCGUGGAGGCGCAGCCGCUCGACCAGCUGAGCCGCGUCACGGCGGAGCGCGUGGUCGAGGUCGAGCGGACGGGCACGUGGACCCUAUCGCUGCCGACGGCGGGUCUCUUCGCGACUCCGGCGGGCCGAUGUCCGCGCGGAGAGGCGAGGCUGCUCACCCGGCAGGACGGCAAGACGUUCCUCGUCCAGUGCCUCGCCGCGCGGGCGUCGGGCGUGUCGGUGCUCGUGCUCGGCCUCUCGCCCGGCGCCGAGGGGAUGCAGGUGGAGGUGCAGGUGCAGGGCCAGCAGGGCCAGCCGCCGCCCUACUUUUGGACGUCGCGCGUGCUCGGCGCCGACGCGAUGCGGCCGGGCGUCGGCGCGGAGGAGGAGGCGCGGCUGCUGCGCCGCUGCGUCGCUUUCCCCGAGGCGGCGCUCGAGUUUUGCGCCGGCGCGGAUGGGCGCCUGACGCUAGUGGUGAGUGUUCGCGGCGAGGAGGAGGAGGACUCGGAGGAGGAGAUGUUCGACGACGAGACACUGGACUGA
This is a messenger RNA of Emiliania huxleyi CCMP1516, 1266 nucleotides long. RefSeq lists its product as hypothetical. Gene Ontology annotation, biological process: regulation of DNA-templated transcription. The transcript has 5 exons. Gene Ontology annotation, cellular component: cytoplasm. The record is from RefSeq and is a predicted model, not a curated record. Gene Ontology annotation, molecular function: ubiquitin protein ligase activity; sequence-specific DNA binding. Bases 1 to 1266 code for a protein of 421 amino acids. Lineage: Eukaryota; Haptophyta; Isochrysidales; Noelaerhabdaceae.